UUUAUCUAAUGCAGUGUUUGUGAAUUUUAUUUGGACGCGCUGGUGAGGUCAGAGUUCAAGCCAUACUGAUGACGUCAUGCGCUGAAGAUGGCAGACGGGGAAGGAGGAUGGUGGGGAGGCUGGCUGACACAGAGCUUCCAGGCCGUCAAAGACAAGUCAGCUGAGGCGUAUGAGUUUAUCAAACGGGAUCUUUCAGAAUUCUCCAACGUGGUCCAACAUGACACGGCAUGCUCUGUUGUGGCGACAGCGAAUGCGAUUAAGACCAAACUAGCAGUUGAAGGUUCAUCAGAGGCAACAGAAAAGGUGAAGAAGGGCAUUUCGAAUAUUUUGGGUGUGAUCACAGACACUUUGGUUCCGGCUCCAGACAAGACCAUUGACUGUGAUGUCAUCACGCUGGUAGCCACUCCGGCAGGCACAACAGAGGUCUAUGACAGCAGCAAGGCUCGACUCUACAGUCUUCAAGCAGACCCUGCUACAUACUGCAAUGAGCCUGAUGGCCCUCCACAGCAGUUUGAUGCCUGGUUAUCCAGUUUCAAAUUGGAAGAGAGGAAAGCUGAGAUCUCUGAACUGCUCGUAAACAGUCCUGCCAUAAGAGCUCUUUAUACUAAAAUGGUUCCAGCAGCAGUGGCUCAUUCCGAGUUCUGGCAGCGGUACUUCUAUAAAGUGUUCCAGCUGGAGCAGGAGGAAGCCAGGAGGGUAGCACUGAAGCAGAGAGCGGAGCAGACGGAUCAUUCUGAGAGUCUUGGUUGGGAGGAAGAAGACGAAGAAGGUGAGUUUCUCGGGGCCACGUCUUCAUCACGUUUAGAUUUCACGCCACCUGUCGAAGAGUCAUGUGUCCCUUCGGUAGCGAUAGAGGCCUCACCUGAAAGCUCUUCACCCGCUCAAGAAUUGGUUUCCACCAGCAAUGUAGCAUCGGACAUCACUCCUUCUGUAAGCAGCGACAGCGUCAGCUUCCCCACCCAGAUCGAGAAUCAAGCAGACUCCGUCACCAUCAGAGUCACGCAGCCAUCGCCCGCUGCAGACGAGGUCUCUCAGAAACUCUCAAAGGCCAGUCUACAGGAGACAUUCCCAGAGGAGCGUCCCUCACAGACCCCCAGAGAGGACGUAGCUCAAGACCUCCGAGUGUUUGAGCUCAACUCCGACAGCGGCAAAUCCACCCCCUCCAAUAAUGGCAAGAAAGGUUCGAGUACAGAUGUGAGUGAAGACUGGGAGAAGGAUUUUGAUCUGGAUAUGACAGAAGAAGAGGUUCAGAUGGCUUUGUCUAAAAUAGACGCGACAGAAGAGUUGGGAGAUGAGGACUGGGAGAACUGGGAGUGAGAAUCUGGUGGAGGGAAUUCUGGCCCGAUAUCGACGUGAGAUGUUGCUGUUCCCAAAGUGAACCAUGCAUAAUAUAUAUAUAUAGUCUACGGCCACACCUGCUCAUUCAUGGAGUCCAGUGAGCGGGUCACCUCCUGCGAAUGAAAUUUACAUGCUAGCUGAACGCUUGUCCACCAAACAGUCAUCCGAAGUGUGAUGAAGUGAUCUGGUCUCACUCUGGAGGUCCUAAAAAUGACCUGCGGUAAAACACUAAGACUGAUCAGAGAAGCACGUAUCAGUUUAUGAGAGAGGUCACCUUGGAAUGCCAUUUGCACCUGCCGUAUGUCCAUUAAUGUUAUUCUUCUUUAGAGAUUUCAGUGGGAGAAUGUGAAUUAACUGCUGGGGCUCCUGAUUAGCUGUAAUCUAUAAAGUUGUUCAUCAUUCUGACAGGAUUAGAAAAUAAUCCUUCACAUGAAAAAUAUGUGCAAGUUAGGUUUCUUUUUCUUCUUUUGUUUUCUUUUUUGGCAUAUAGGCUUCUUUUUAAAGCUAGCUCCUCUUGAAAUACUGACAUCUUUAAUCUUAUGCAAGUUAUUCUAGCUUGAGAAUGGAGAUGGAGAGAUGCUUCAUUCAUUCUGCUGAUGUUCUAUGGCCUUGUUCAGUGUUGUGUGGAAUGAAAAAAAAAUGUCAUGCAAAAGUUACAAAAAAAGUGCUUUCACUUAAUGCACGUUUCUUGUGCUGUCCACUUUAUCUCCUUUUCCUUGUCUUCAUCUUCUCAUAGUCUGAAAUUGUAAAUGUCAUGGGUCACUUGGCUUACUCUAGGUAAUUUAAAUUUCUUAACACUUUGUAUCAAAAUAGGUUUAAAGUGCAGGCCAAUAUUUUGGGUGUUUUGUUUUAAGGCAAGGCUCACCUAUUGGUGAAUACAACCUCCAUACUGACUCGUAUCAUCUAAAUCUCUUGCAUGCUGCAUCUCCUACAGUCUCUCGACCUUUACCUUUUACCUUUAAUUUUAGUAUUAUCUGACAUAUUUGAAAAUGGGUCUCAAGCUGUCAAUACUUUUUACAAUUAUAUUGUCCUCUAUUUUUCCAAUGAGCAUCACCAUUAAAAGCAAUAUCAUGCAAGUUGGUGAUUUUCA
This is a messenger RNA of Carassius auratus (goldfish), 2428 nucleotides long. RefSeq names its product BSD domain-containing protein 1. The record is from RefSeq and is a predicted model, not a curated record. Gene Ontology annotation, cellular component: cytoplasm. Lineage: Eukaryota; Metazoa; Chordata; Actinopteri; Cypriniformes; Cyprinidae. The transcript is spliced from 11 exons. Bases 88 to 1317 code for a protein of 409 amino acids.